Esox lucius (northern pike) is the source of this 750-nucleotide messenger RNA. It is a transcript of the gene mrpl49, whose product is annotated as mitochondrial ribosomal protein L49. The record is from RefSeq and is marked provisional. Gene Ontology annotation, biological process: translation. Gene Ontology annotation, molecular function: structural constituent of ribosome. Gene Ontology annotation, cellular component: mitochondrial large ribosomal subunit; ribosome. Lineage: Eukaryota; Metazoa; Chordata; Actinopteri; Esociformes; Esocidae.
GGAAAGAAACAUGUCGCUGUCCUACAUACACAGAUUCACAAUGUUAUAUAGAGGAUUUAGGGCAACAGUCCACCUGUAUAAUCACACGGCAAGGAUACCAAAUACGACGAUACGAUUACAAUCAUUAUGUACCCCAGUUGGAGAAGCAAACGCCAAGAUAAUACAAUCUACGGAAGAAUAUAAAUUUGUGGAACGACUGAUCCCGCCUUCACGAGUACCAAUUCCCCCCAAACGCGAUGGUCCUGCACCAUCUGGUUGGACCCCUCCAGCAGAGAUGCCCCCUGCUUUGCCCUACAUGAUCCGUCGCUCCCGAAUGCACAAUAUUCCUGUCUACACCGACUUGACCCACGGCAGCCGCAAGACGACCAUUAUACGCAAGGUUGAAGGUGACAUCUGGGCUCUAGAGAAGGAUGUGAAGGAGUUCUUGCAACAGCUUACUGGCAAGGACCUCCCAACACAGGUAAAUGAGGUGACCAUGAUACUUCGGGUCAAAGGUCACUUUGAUGUGGAGCUGAAGGAGUGGCUAGUGAAGAAGGGAUUCUAACUGGACCGCAAGCAAAGGGGUGUACUGUCACAGAACAUUUGUUUUGGGGAAAUGAGCAUCCCAACUACUGAAAAUGCAUCCGGUAUAGAAAUCGAAUGGAUAUUUAAGUUAUGUAUGUAAAUGUGCAUUUCUAUUUUGUUUGAAUGUAACAUCUUAUGCUCAUCUGUUAGGCCUUUUUGUUAUUGGAAUUAUUAAAUGGCCAUUUC